UGCCAAGUUUAUUAUAAACACUGCGCGAGCUGGCCGGUACGCUGUCAUACCGAACACUACGCGGAGGAGUUCAGGGAGGGAGCAAGAGAGACACGGACGUGAAUGGAAAAGGAAGAUAUUCAUACAAACAGAAAAUAAAGACAUUUCAGGAAUAUUGCUGUCAAUGAAGAGAGAAGAACGUGACGAAAUAUAGGCCUAUGGUAAAAUAUAUUAUGGUUUGACGGGAAACAAGAAAACAGAUUUGGAGUGAGGAACUGAUAACUUGGGGACCUAAAGCCGGUCCUUGGAGAAAUUAUAAACAAAUAAACUAAUUCUGUUGUCUUCUCUAGCUCUAAACGUUUUAAUUACUCUCAAAUCCUGAGAAGUUAAUUUCAUCCAGGUUUGCCCCUGAGUUGGCCGCCCUUGCGCCUCCAUGUAUAAGAUGGAUUACUCCUACCUGAACUCCUAUGACUCGUGCAUGGCGGCCAUGGAGGCGUCGGCCUAUGCAGACUUCAGCUCGUGCAGCCAGGCCAGCUCGUUCCAGUAUAACCCGAUCCGGACAGGAUUUGGUGCAAACCCGGGCUGUCCGCCCCUCAGCACCGCGAGCUGCACACUGGGCGCCCUGCGCGAGCACCAGCCCACACCUUACUCCACAGUUCCAUAUAAGUUCUUCUCAGACCCGUCCGGUUUGAACGAGAAGCGGAAACAGCGGCGUAUCCGGACCACCUUCACAAGCUCACAGCUGAAAGAGCUGGAGCGCGUGUUUGCGGAAACCCACUACCCCGACAUUUACACGCGCGAGGAGCUUGCCCUAAAGAUCGACCUCACCGAGGCGCGGGUGCAGGUGUGGUUCCAGAACCGACGGGCCAAGUUCCGUAAGGUGGAGCGUGCUGCUAGCUCUAAAUCAGGCAACGGGACCGGGGGCUCAGGAGGGAGUAAUGGAAGUACUGGUGGGAAAAAGGGUGAGCCUAGGUCUUCCUCAGACGACGACGAAUCGAAAGAGUCCACCUGCAGCCCGACCCCUGACAGCACCGCCUCGCUGCCCGGCUCGGCCAAUGGCAACAUGGGUAGCCCAGCCAGCCUCAGCCCCAGUCCCGCCCCUAACGGCGGCUACUCUAACACCUCCAGCUCCCCUGUCCUCCAGGGGCUCAAACCCCCUGGCUGGCCCAGCCUAGGCCCUUCAAACCCUGGCAUGGCCCAACCCGCAGCCCAGGCUCCUGAGCUGCUGAAGGCGUGGCAGCCAGCAGACAGUAUGACAGGGCCUUUCGCUGGAGUGCUCUCCUCCUUCCAUCGGAAACCCAAUGCCCUGAAGACUAACCUGUUCUAGAGAGAGACACACAGUACUCUCCCUUCUAGAUGAUAAAGACAUGGAGCAGACAUCUCCAGUAUAACUAUAUCUGUACUCCCCUUUCCCCUCUAACUUCUGCUUCUGGAGGGGACCAACCCUUUAAUUUAUUACCACCUGGACUCUAAGUGUCAGUUGUAGUGUGUCAGGGUGCGUGACUGUUUGUUUGAAGUGUGUUUCAUGCAUCUCAUAUGGGGAGU
This is a messenger RNA of Esox lucius (northern pike), 1524 nucleotides long. RefSeq names its product paired like homeobox 2A (gene phox2a). Lineage: Eukaryota; Metazoa; Chordata; Actinopteri; Esociformes; Esocidae. Bases 413 to 1306 code for a protein of 297 amino acids. The transcript is spliced from 3 exons. The record is from RefSeq and is a predicted model, not a curated record. Gene Ontology annotation, molecular function: DNA-binding transcription factor activity, RNA polymerase II-specific; RNA polymerase II transcription regulatory region sequence-specific DNA binding. Gene Ontology annotation, biological process: regulation of transcription by RNA polymerase II.